AUGUCCGGCGCAGAAGUGCUUGCAGCGGUCGGCGCUACUUCUUCUGUGAUUACAAUCUGCGAGACCUGUGUGACAAUUGUCAGGUUUAUCCAGAAAUGCCACCCAUCAGAAACCACUGCCAGGCUGAAGCCCCAGAUUGAGCUACUAGCGCAAACCAUCACUCAACUGAAAUCUUUGAACCUGGGUUCAUCGGUGCCUGAUCUGAGUGCGGUGCUUAAUGGGUGUAAGAAGGAGCUUCAAAAGCUCAAUGGUCUCCUCGAAAAACACCAGCAAGCCUCUUCUACCACUUUACUACAACGAGCCCGGAAAUCUUUCAAAGUUCCAAUUUGGGAGGAAAGGAUCCGAGAGAUUUGGAUUGGCAUCCAGCAAUACCAGUCAACUAUCAGUCUUUACUUGGACCUCUACAACACUCAGCGACUUCUCAAUGCCCCAUACGCCGACCUUUGUCUGGUCAGUGCCCAUAUGCGGUCGAAAGGAUACACCCCCAGGCAAAUUUUCGAAGAGUUGGGAAGGUCCUCGAGCCUAGAUCAACUUGAUAACAGCAAAAGAAUGACCUCGCCAAUUAUCCUUACCUUGGAAGGUGUUAGAAGAGAAGACCCUCGUCUGAUUGAAUUUCUCCUGCAAAUGUCCUUCAUCUCUGUUCCUGCGGAGUUUCUGUUCCGAGACCAUUUUCUGGUGGCUCAAUCUCGCGACGAGCCGCUUCCCACGUUUUACCAACUAUUUAUUCGCGACAAGCAAUGGAGCUCCGAAAAUUUCUUCUACGCCGUCAUGCGCCUUGUCUCGUAUGCCCUAGUCAGAGAAGAAUUGAUCGCCGGCACCAGCCUCAGCCUUCAGUUAAUGUUUCAGAAGACAGCCAUCGUAGCUUCUCCCCUAACCACUCAUGACUGGGAGGAGCUUUCGUCUCACCUUCGACGGGUUUUUCGCGAGAACAUCCUGGAGGGCGUCCGACAGAGUAACGCCAUUAUCAGCGGCCCUGACAACGUGAGAAAGUACAGCGGUAUAUUAGAAGGUUACCAAACGGUCUUUGCUGCAUUCCUUGCCAUGUACAGCAACGAGGAGAAAGAGGCUCGGGAUCUACUUCAAGAGUCCCUCGGCCUGCAGUCAUCCUGGCUUGGAGAAUCAGCGUCCCUGACAUGUGCAACCAUGACAUGGCUAGUCUUACUAUAUCUGAAAAGUCUGUCCCUCGACGAAGCUGAAGUCAUGAUUAACCGACUCAAUACGGCCGAGUCUCAAGUGUCAAACAACAAGGAGGUUCCCCAAGUGAAUGUGCAAUUCCUGAAAGGCCAUUUACAAAUACGAAAGCAGAGCAUUGAUCACGCUGUAUCCAUUUUCAAGCGCUGCACAGACCUAUGCGCUACCAUCACUGGAAUUGCAUGUGUCAGUACUGCAUCUGCUCUUCUCAGUGGGGUGGAAGCUAUGUUGCUUCAAGGAAAUGCCGAAGAUGCCACCCAAGCCCUUUAUGACGCAGAACGUAUCGAGAAAGAGAUCGACAGUCCUCGCGCCCUUGCUAUUCGCAUCAAGUGGAAUCUGGCACGUCACAGCCUUCGUAUGGGGGAUUAUGUUCGCGCGAUCAGCUGCUACAAAGACCUCUGCGAGGAACAUGAAAGCAAUCACGACCAAGCGGGCUCACCCUUUCAUCGAUGGGAGUUUUUUUCACUGGGAGCUGGGCGAUGUAUACCUACACAUGGGUGA
Molecule: messenger RNA, 1692 nt
Organism: Aspergillus affinis
Lineage: Eukaryota; Fungi; Ascomycota; Eurotiomycetes; Eurotiales; Aspergillaceae
Exons: 3
Coding region: 1-1692 (563 amino acids)
Molecular function (GO): protein binding
Source: RefSeq, a predicted model, not a curated record